Messenger RNA from Exaiptasia diaphana, 2198 nucleotides. RefSeq lists its product as uncharacterized. Lineage: Eukaryota; Metazoa; Cnidaria; Anthozoa; Actiniaria; Aiptasiidae. Bases 176 to 1294 code for a protein of 372 amino acids. The record is from RefSeq and is a predicted model, not a curated record. The transcript is spliced from 2 exons.
AACAAGCUCUUCGCGUCGAAAUCAGACUUAAGCGCAAGAAGAACUUGAUUUCUAUAUGCCUAAAAUAUUUCUCCGCCAUGUUUGGAAUCGAUAUAGAAAGUAUGCCUAGGACGUGAAUUCAUACCGACUUGCGCUUCGUCAAAGUUUUCGCAAGUUGGGAAAAUAUUCCACAGCCAUGGUGCUGAUUUACGUCAUCUUGUUUACUCACAAUGCCAUGGUAACAGCAACUCAAAACACGUGUUCCCUGAUGCGAUAUACAGGAUCAUUUCAUGAAGACGACCACGUGAAUGACCACGCCCUWGUWGGAUYUUCCUACAAAAAUGUUACAGUUUCCAAUAUUCAGCAGUGCUUUGGUGUCUGUGUCAUGGACUGCAGGUGUCUGUCCUAUCAAGUGUCCGGCACACGUUGUGAGGUGAUGGACGAGGACAGACRCACAGUWCSSAMARRAMAAUUWSWGUCAAUACCAGGCUACAAGUACUUUGGCCUCAAACAGAAGUUUAAGAAUUCUAUUGCUGAUUGCGGUGGUAAGUGCAGGAACAGCUGCUGCCGGUUUAUCACCUGCCUGAACGGUGGAACAUGCGUAGAAACAUGUCAUGACGUCAAAAGGAAGUUCAAAUGCAAAUGUCCUUUAGGAUACAUUGGAAGAGUUUGUCAGAUAUACCGACMGAGUUGUGCCGAGUAUGCAAAGCAUGGCAAGCCAUCUGGCUACUAUAGGAUCGUACUUCCGUCAGAACAAAGACUCAAAUCUUACUGUGACUUAACGUCAGAACCCGGCAUUGCAUGGACCCUCAUAGAAUCAUUUGCUUUUCAACACAGAAAAACCUUUCAAGAUAAACCGUUUUUAACUGACUUCCCAGUUAACCAAUUCAGCCCUCAAUGGGAAGAAUACCGACUGUCACGCAAUCACAUGCUUUAUGUAAAAGAGAACGCAGAGCUAUGGAGGGCAACUUGUAGAUAUGACACAGAUGGCUUCCAAGAAGUUGACUACAUAAAAGGGCUUUUAUCCAAAUUGGAUAUUUUCAGUUACGGUGGCGGGCACAGUUGUCAACAUUUCCAAUACGUCAACAUACGAAAUCAUUCAUGUAGUGAUUGCACGGUGCAUUUUAAUCAAAGUCCUGAUCGACAUCCGUAUGUGGACGAUGAGAUAGGAAGGUCAUGUGGUUGGAGAGUUCCUGUAAGGAAUCGUGCUGACGACAAUUUUGGUUAUUAUGUAUACGUAAAUAAAGAGCAUCGAUGUGUGAAUUCUUCGUCUGCGACUACACAAUGGUGGCUUGGUACCGUAGUCACCAAGUGAACUGAUCAUGUAAUGCUGCAUUGCCAUGCUGUGUAUAUAUUAAAGAACGUGUUUAAAAGAAAACUGGAAUAAAAGUGUAAACAUCGCCAUUACUGAUGAACAGCAUGCAAAGCUGUGAUCGGAACGUCAGAAACUUUUUAUCGUCAGAAAUUAUACUCUCAUUACUCGGAGUUCCAAAGGAAUCCCGAGUUUAAAUUUCGGGGUUCUUUUUGUUCAUUGUCGUCGCUUAUCAGUCACAAACUGUCCAAGCGGUCACGUGACAUUCACAUCUUCCAUGUGCUAUCUGGGAUUUCUUAUGGUGGCGAGGUUAACGCGCGAUGGAAGAUGCAUUCAACGUCAGAUACGCUCAAACAUUUACAAUUCCAGACACCAUUCGCGUUGAAAAAAAUCGUAAACUUUGAUACAACAUAAACACGAGAAGAACGGUGUGAUUCCAUGUAAUCGUCUGCUAUUCCAGAUGUAUAUUCAGCAACGCCAAUACAAACUUGAAUACAACUAUGCUAACAUCAUAAAAAAAAAUCCAGCACAGAAGACAGAAAUGCUUCGUUUCCCCCUGAAAGGCCCGAAAUGACCCAGAAAACCCUACGAAGAAGGGAGAGGACGAAAGAAACUCAAAUUAUAUAUGGCGUCCCGACCGAGAAUUGGACAAGGUCCACAUAGAGGUGAAGCAGAAUCUACCGUAACAACGCCACAAAAAAUCUACCGCACCACUGUAUAAUAAGAAUCAUCCAGAAACAACCGCAAAAAAUGACAGCGUAAGAUAUCAACUCCACAAGUAGCUAUAGCAACGUCCUAAAAAUCAACCAUAGCAACACAAAACAAUUUAGAUACUAAGAAAGUAUAGCAACACCAUAGACCUUUUCUGAAAUAUAAAAUCAUGGUGCAUUGUGGUCUAGGUUCAAUA